This is a messenger RNA of Saccoglossus kowalevskii, 387 nucleotides long. Its product is annotated as cornifelin homolog A-like. Lineage: Eukaryota; Metazoa; Hemichordata; Enteropneusta; Harrimaniidae. The record is from RefSeq and is a predicted model, not a curated record.
AUGUCAGCAGCGAGAAUAGUAGAGAAUACGGCAGACUGGGAGAACGGUUUGUUUGGAUGUUUCGGGGACUGUGGUUUAUGCCUCGUCACGUCGUUUCUGCCUUGCUGCACCGCGGGGAAAAACGCACAGGCUGUUGGUAAAUCGUGCUUGGUCCACUCGCUUCUCGGUCUGAUUCCAGUCGUUGGAUGUGUUUGUCAGUCCGGCGUGAGAAGAGACAUUAGGGAACAACGGUCAAUCGACGGCUCUUGCUGCGGUGACUAUUUGGUUCAUCUUCUAUGUGGGUGCUGUGCCUUAAUACAAGAAGGCCGAGAGUUGAAGACUCCGAGUCCAAACGCGGUAGGAGUAGUGGUCGACCAACCAAGGGGAAAUGAAAUUAGACCGAAUUAA